Molecule: messenger RNA, 1185 nt
Organism: Papaver somniferum (opium poppy)
Lineage: Eukaryota; Viridiplantae; Streptophyta; Magnoliopsida; Ranunculales; Papaveraceae
Exons: 2
Coding region: 1-1185 (394 amino acids)
Source: RefSeq, a predicted model, not a curated record
AUGAGUCAAAUAAUUAUUCAUAAAUCAACUGAUACAACAAAAGGUAAUAUUUGGUUGUACCGGCACUCUUCUUUAUCCAAUCCUGUAGUAGUAUCAACCUCCAAGAAAUCCAUCACAGUUAAAGUUGGAGAUGUUAUGGUAACUGGUAUUCAUGCAGCAUGUCUCACAGUGGACAGAAGACAAUUAUGGGAAGAGUUAAAAGAUAUUAGUGCAAUGAACUUACCAUGGAUGAUAAUUGGUGAUUUUAAUGUGGUUUUAAGUUGUGAUGAAAAGUUUGGUGGUAGAAGACCUCUCAGAGUUUCAAUGCAAGACUUCAGAGACUAUAAAGCUUUUUACAAUAUACAAUGGUUGGAUAAAUUUGGUGGGUGGAGUUAUAAAGUUGGAGUAAGGGGCAUUUCAGAUCAUGGUGCAAUUUUUGGUGCAGUAGUAAACUCUACUAAGCCAGAGAACUCUCUUUUCAGAUAUCAGUCUAUUUGGUCUUCUCAUCCAGAGUUUCUUACUCUAAUUAAAGAAUCAUGGAAUGAAGUUAUUGCAGGUAAUCCAGCUUUUUCCUUUAUGGCUAAACUAAAAAGGUUGAAACAAAUUAUUAAGAAGUGGAAUUGGGAGGUUUUUGGUGAUUUGAGAAUAAAAGUUAAGGUUACAGAAGAUGAAGUUUUACAAGCUUCCUUGUUAUCUGAUAAUGAUCCUGAAAAUAUUGAACUCCUAAACAAUUUAGUCACAACAAGAGGAAAACAUGACAUGGUUUCUCAACAAUACAAUGAGUUAAUGAGAGCUAAAUACAGAGUUAAGUGGGUCAAGGAGGGAGGUGCUAAUAUAAUUUUCUUUCAUACAAGCAUUAAGAUUAGACAGUCACAGAACAAUAUCACUAAACUUGAAGACGAUGAUGGAAAUAUGGCAACUAAACUAGCACAAAUUGCAAAUGUCUUAGUAGAACAUUACAAGAGGAAGUUUAAAGCUCAGAAUGCAAGUAUCUCUGAAGACAUUUUAGAUGUUAUCCCAAAAAUUUUAACUGAAGAAGAUAAUUACUUCUUAGAUGUUGUUCCUUCUACAAUGAAGAUUAAAGAAGCAGUAUAUGGAAUGGAUGCAAACAAUGCUCCAGGUCCUGAUGGUUUUCCUGGUAGUUUCUACAAAUUUGCAUGGGAAAUCAUUGGUUCAGAACUUAUUGAAGCCAUUCAAUUCUGCUGA